This is a messenger RNA of Haplochromis burtoni (Burton's mouthbrooder), 1383 nucleotides long. RefSeq names its product coiled-coil domain-containing protein 122. The coding region runs from base 271 to 1074 and encodes 267 amino acids. NCBI's taxonomy places the organism in Eukaryota, Metazoa, Chordata, Actinopteri, Cichliformes, Cichlidae. The record is from RefSeq and is a predicted model, not a curated record. The transcript is spliced from 6 exons.
UUACAUCCCGCUGCUCAUUUUUCUAACUGUACUUUUAUUGAUUCCCUUGCAAAUAAAUUAAUAAAAAGUAAACUAAAUAAAUACUUUCGUUUAUAUUGUAAAUGAACAUAUUAACUUAACACCAUAUUAGCUUUGUUUAUUUAAUCUUUUUAAGUUAGUUGAUUUCACAUUUUUCUAGGGUUACUUGAAACCCAAGGAUAAAAAUGGCAUGCUGUCAUUGCUAACUAUCAGACAUAAACAGUACAGAAAAUUAUAAGCUAGCAAGUCAAUAUGCCAAACUUUGGGGUCAGUGAAGAUGGACCGCCUGGGUUUUCGUUAACCAAGGCAGUGGAGAAUGUGAGUCAACAUGGCUAUACCCAGAAAGAGGCCCUGAAAGAGAAACAGAGGACACUCAGUACCCUGCAGGCAACUCUGUCAGAGCUUGAGAGGAAAAACGAGGGCAUAGACAAGGACCUGAGAUCAAAAGUGAGAGAAAUCCUAGUGCUGGAAAGUGAGAUGGAGCAGCUGGAGCAGCAGACCAAACUCCUUCAUGAUCGCUGUGUAUCCAUCAGCAAGGAAAACACAGAACUCCAGAUUCUGAUAGGUGAGGAGGAGGAGGUUGCACUAGUGGCGCUUGCAGGGUUCAACGCUUACCGAAGUAAGAUGGAAGGCCACAGGGCAGCUGUUUUGCAUGCAGUGAGCCAGACAAAGGCCCAUAACGAGCUGAAGGAGAAGAAAGAACUAGUACAGAUGCUGAGAAAGCAAAACGAGGAGCUGAAGGAAGAUUUGAACAAUCCAAAUGGAAACACAGUGCAGAUGGCAAAGAGAGAGAUUAAAGCUCUGAAAGAGGAGGUCUCCCUGAAGAUGAAGACCAUAUCUGAGAAGAGACAGCGGCUCCAAAAAGAGUCUGAGAUUCAUGCCCAAAUAAAGAAAGACAUAGAGAUCCAGAACAGGCGCUAUGAAGCCAUCAUGAAGCGCCUACGCUGCCAGCUGAGCAGGGCACAAGCCAACCACAGGCAAAUGUCUGAUGAUAUCUACCACAUGAGGAGACAGCUAGCCGAGCUCAGGAGUCAGCAACAGUCAUCACAACCAUAAGCAGUCAGUGGUCAUCGAACUGUAUUGUCAGAUUAAUGUGGGUUAAUUGUUCUGUUAUUGAGAUAAAUGUACACCAGUUGUUAUUAUGAGUGUGUUAGUUUAACAAGGAAGGAGCAUUCUUGUUACUGAAGUUAAACAACAGGGGGCAGCCGUGACCACUGAAUGCCUGACUUUAUCUGUUUGGCUUUCUUGCUUUAUGCCAGAUAUUUAUACAAGAGUUAUUGCUGAAUGUGUUCCUUGACAUGUGCAAGUUUUCUUUUCUUGUUUUUUCCCUUUUCUCAAAUGAAAAGCAUAAAUAUGGAAAUGAAA